Molecule: messenger RNA, 579 nt
Organism: Phyllostomus discolor (pale spear-nosed bat)
Lineage: Eukaryota; Metazoa; Chordata; Mammalia; Chiroptera; Phyllostomidae
Product: translocon-associated protein subunit alpha-like
Exons: 3
Coding region: 1-531 (176 amino acids)
Cellular component (GO): endoplasmic reticulum
Source: RefSeq, a predicted model, not a curated record
AUGCAAGAUCUAACAGAAAAUGAAGAAACAGUGGAAGAUUUAAUAACUGAAGGUAAAUAUGAUGAAACAAAGGUGGAAGAAGCUGAACCCACAGAUUUGGCAGAAGAUAAAGAGGAAGAAGAUGUAUCUGGUGAGCUUGAGUCUUUGCCAAGAGUAGAUACAAUAAUUUACACCUUCAUUCCCACAGAGCCCAUGGGUGGACAACACUUUGGUCUAGUCAUUGAUGUGAACUACAAAGAUUUGAACAGCAAUAUAAUUCAAGAUGCUACCAUCAAUCAAACAGUUACAAUAUUGAAACAAAGGAUGGAAAGAGAGAAUGUGUUAAAUCUAGAAAAUAUCUUUAUGUAUAUGUUCUUUGCAUGUCUUCAGCACUUGGUUGCCGUUGGCCCUCAUCAACUCUUAGAAUCUAGAAAGUUCUGGAGACCCAUACAGAAAAUAGAGAUAAGUACAUCAAGUCAGGGUGAUGUUGACAUAAAUUGGACUUCUCAUGAAACCUUGAAUCAAAUCAAUAAAGCCUCAACAAGAAUAUAGCUCAGGAAACAGGCACAGAAGAGAUCAGUGGGGUCUAAUGAGUAAAUG